GUCUGGAGCUCCGGGACGGCUCCUUGGCCUCCGGGCUUCAAGCCCGCACGCAGGGGGCACCGGACACGUCUUGGCACCGUUUCAGGGGGCAAAAGGUGCAAUGGAAGAGGCUGCAGCUCCCUCGGAGCCCCACGAAGCCGCCGGGGACGCAACAGAUGCCCCGGCGGCCGAAGAGGCGGCCGCCGGGCCCAGCUACCGCACGCACCCGGUCUUCCGGCGUAUAGAGCCUGGAGGCCCGCCCCCCAUCGGCACGUCACGUCUGCGAUUGGCCUACGCCUCUGUGGGCGGGGCCAGGCCCAGGGAAGGGCCGGGACCCAGCUGGCUGCAGAGCCAGCGGCGCCCAGGCCCCUGGACCAACCAAGUCGUCUGCAGGUAUUUUCGCCAUGGGAUGUGCAAGGAGGGGGAGAACUGUCGCUACUCCCACGACCUCCCGGACCCGGAGGAGGCCGGGGAGGACCGCGGGUCGCCGCCGCCCCAGGCCCCCGAGGAGGAGCUAGGCCCCGGCGCGUUUGCGGCUGCGCACUAUGAGCCAGAGAACCAGCCUCAGGAAGGGGCGUGGGCCCCGCCUCCUGACUCCUGGGGCGCCUUGCCUGCGAUUUGCUGGGUCACUGACAGGGUCUCCUUGGAAGCCGAGACUGACGAUUCAGCGCUCGGAGCUGUGGGGGGAGCAGGUGCGCACGGCUGGGCAGGAGGUGCGCACGGCUGGGCGGCAGAUGCGCAACGCUGGGCAGGAGGUGCGCACGGCUGGGCGGCAGAUGCGCAACGCUGGGCAGGAGGUGCCCACGGCUGGGCAGGAGAUGCGCAACGCUGGGCAGGAGGUGCGCAAGGCUGGGCAGCAGAUGCGCAACGCUGGGCAGGAGGUGCCCACGGCUGGGCGGCAGAUACGCAACGCUGGGCAGGAGGUGCGCAAGGAGGUGCGCAUGGCUGGGCAGCAGAUGCGCAAGGUGGUGCACACGGCUGGGCAGCAGAUGCGCAACGCUGGGCAGGAGGUGCACACGGCUGGGCAGGAGAUGCGCAACGCUGGGCCAGAGGUGCGCAAGGCUGGGAAACUGGCGCGCAAGGCCGGGCAGCAGGUGCGGAAGGCCGGGCAGCCGGUGCGCAAGGCUGGGAAGCCGGUGCAGAAGGCUCGGAAGCCGGUGCGCAAGGCUGGGCAGCCGGUGCAGAAGGCUGGGCAGCCGGUGCGCAAGGCUGGGAAGCCGGUGCAGAAGGCUCGGAAGCCGGUGCGCAAGGCUGGGCAGCAGGUGCGCAAGGCUGGGCGAAUGCCACUGAAUUUGUUCCCGGGCAACCGUACUGGGGCCACGAGGCGUUCCCCGCCCCCGAGCUUCCCCAGCAGAACUUGGAGAUGGAAAGGGAGCGGCGGCUCUGCCGCGACGCCGCCAUGGGGCAGUGCUUCCGCGGGGAGAGCUGCGCGUAUCUCCACGGCGAGCUAUGCGAGCUGUGUGGGCGGCAGGCGCUGCACCCGGCGGAUGCCGCCCAGAGGGCGGACCACAUCCAGGCCUGCAUGAACCGCCACCAGCAGGACAUGGAGCUGUCCUUCGCCGUGCAGCGCAGCGCCGACAAAGUGUGCGGCAUCUGCAUGGAGGUGGUCUACGAGAAGGCCAACGAGGGCGAGCGCCGCUUCGGCAUCCUCUCCAACUGCAACCACACCUACUGCCUCAGGUGCAUCCGCACGUGGAGGACGGCCCGGGAGUUCAGGAGCAGGGUGAUCAAAUCCUGCCCGCAGUGCAGGGUCUCCUCGCGCCUGGUCAUCCCCAGUGAGUUCUGGGUGGAGGAUCCGGCGGCGAAGCAGGAACUGAUCCGGCAGUACAAGGAGGCCAUGCGCGCCAAGACCUGCAGGAUUGACUCAGUUCUAGGCUAGUGUUUACAGGACUUCCACACUCAUUGUGAAGCCCCUCCAGAGUAUGUGGGACAGGGUGAAGGGAGAAGUCUUAACUGAACAGAGGAACUUUGUGCUGCUACAGCCUUAAGAAACCUGGACCCACCCGGGGGGGGCCCUGUGGCAGCUGCUCUCUCGUCUCCGCUGUUUACAUGUGUGUUUCUUCCCCGAUUCAAGUGCACUUGCUUAACUGUGGCGACCUUGUGGUUUUUUGUGAACCAGGUAUCUCUAUGUUUACAUGUUCUCAUCCUGCUUAACUUGAUGUGAAAGUAUUUCUACUUGGAAGUAUGUAUUUCAGACUUGGCGUAUCAAUUGAUGUGCGUAGAAGUGAGUAUCCAAGUGAUGUAUUGAGCCCUGGCCGGUUUGGCGCAGUGGAUAGAGCAUUGGCCCGCGGACCGAAGGGUCCCGGGUUUGAACUCCGGUCAAGGGCACGUACCUCGGUUGCCGGCCUGAUCCCGGCCUUGGUCUGGGCAAGUGCAGGAGGCAACCAGUCGAUGUCUCUCUCUUUCUCUCUUUCUUUCUCUCUCUCUCUCUCUCUCUCUCUCAUCGAUGUUUCCUUCUCUCUCUGUCGCUCUCCCUCUCCCUUCCAUUCUCUCUAAAAAUCAAUGGGAAAAUGUCCUUGGGUGAGGAUGAACAACAACCACAAAAAAGUUAUUUAUUUGAAAAUGUCUCUAUAAAGGAUAUAUCGUAUGAUGUUUAUGUAGUAAAGUAAAUAUUGAGCUGGAAGCUAAA
Messenger RNA from Myotis lucifugus (little brown bat), 2608 nucleotides. Its product is annotated as probable E3 ubiquitin-protein ligase makorin-3. Gene Ontology annotation, molecular function: metal ion binding; ubiquitin protein ligase activity. The coding region runs from base 101 to 1858 and encodes 585 amino acids. The transcript is spliced from 2 exons. The record is from RefSeq and is a predicted model, not a curated record. NCBI's taxonomy places the organism in Eukaryota, Metazoa, Chordata, Mammalia, Chiroptera, Vespertilionidae. Gene Ontology annotation, biological process: protein polyubiquitination.